Messenger RNA from Penicillium arizonense, 2259 nucleotides. RefSeq names its product glycoside hydrolase family 3 protein. Bases 1 to 2259 code for a protein of 752 amino acids. The transcript is spliced from 4 exons. Gene Ontology annotation, molecular function: beta-glucosidase activity. NCBI's taxonomy places the organism in Eukaryota, Fungi, Ascomycota, Eurotiomycetes, Eurotiales, Aspergillaceae. Gene Ontology annotation, biological process: glucan catabolic process. The record is from RefSeq and is a predicted model, not a curated record.
AUGCAUCGCCGCCCAACCUACCGGCACCCAGUCUUCAGCAUGCGUUUCUUCGACCCCUCCAGUCUCAUGUUUCUUGCCACAGCCCUGCAGUAUGUCUCCGCGGUUGGCGUGACUCCGAGUCUCCCUCUUCCAUUGGCCGAGGCAUCGGAAAAGGCCAGCAACUUUGUUUCUAAACUUAACACUUCCGAGAAAGUCGGCCUCGUCACAGGAGCUAGUGGCUCCCCACUUCUACCUUGUGUGGGCACGAUUGCGGCAAUUGAACGUCUCGGUUUCGAUGGCCUAUGUUUUAGCGACGGCCCAGCUGGGGUAGCUCGCUCCGAUGGUGUCAGCGUCUUUGCCUCUGGGAUCACUGUGGCGGCGACAUGGGACAGACGCCUCAUGUACGAACGCGGAUUGGCUCUUGGACAAGAAUUCAGGGCGAAAGGCUCGCACGUGCAUCUUGGACCUACAGCGGGGCCCAUGGGCCGCCAUGCUCAAGGUGGGCGGAACUGGGAGGGCUUUGGGCCGGACCCGUAUCUGGCUGGUGUCGCCAUGAACGAGUCUGUUUCCGGUAUUCAAGCAGCCGGUGUUCAGGCUGCCUCUAAGCAUUAUAUCUGCAACGAGCAAGAGACGCAACGUGUCCCUAGUACUCGUAAGGAUGGAACUGUGAUCGAAGCAAUUUCCGCCAACAUUGACGACCGAACACUUCACGAACUUUAUGUUUGGCCGUUCGCCAAUGCCGUUCAUGCAGGAACAGCGUCUGUCAUGUGUGGCUAUAAUCGCGUCAAUGGGAGCUACUCAUGUGCAAACUCAGAAAUUCUGCGCAAUAUCCUCAAGAAUGAGUUGGCUUUCCCCGGAUACGUUGUAUCUGACUGGGGUGCUACACACUCGACAGAAGACACUGCAAAUGCAGGGUUAGACAUGGAGAUGCCAGGAAACCAGACCGUGAGCGGCGUGUAUUACUUCGGCGAUUCGCUCAUUAAGGCUAUUGAUGAGGGUCGUGUGUCAGCGGACCGUCUCGACGACAUGGCAAAAAGAGUUAUGGUACCAUAUUUUCGGCUCGGUCAAGACGUGGAUUUUCCCACUCCUGACCCUGCCAGCGGGGCUUCGUUCCUCACCUAUACGUACGGCCAUGGCUCGCCUUGGUCUAGCCUCUAUCCCGAGGUCCCGGCACGCGAUGUUCGUGGCAAUCAUGCGCAAGGUAUCCGUGAAUUGGGUGCUGCGGGCACAGUGUUGCUCAAGAAUGUGAACGGAGCACUCCCCUUGACAAAUGAGACGAGCUUUGCAGUCUUCGGAAACGAUGCCCCUGAUCCAACGCUCGGCUCAGUGUAUCUCGUCUAUGGCGAUGAUGCGGUUGGUAACAAAAUGGGCACCCUUGACAUAGGCGGCGGAUCUGGCACGGUUCGACAUACCAACCUCGUGAGCCCGCUCGAAGCCUUACGGGAAAAGAUAAACUUCAUCGGUGGCCGGGUACAAUGGCUCUUUGACAAUGAUGAGAUUGCGGACGGACGCUUCCGGUCGAUUUAUCCAGUACCCCAAGUCUGCUUACUAUUCUUGAAGGCUUUCGCAACAGAAGGGAUUGAUAGAGCGGAUAUUGACUUCCAGUGGAACGCUACCAUGGCAGUAGAAAGCACCGCAGCGCUGUGCCCGAACACCAUUGUCGUUACACAUGGCCCCGGAGUGGCACUCAUGCCCUGGGCUGACAAUGAGAACGUGACGGCGAUUUUAGCAGCACACUACCCUGGGGAAGAGACUGGAAACUCCAUUGCCGAUGUUCUCUGGGGCAUUAUCGAGCCCUCCGGUCGGCUCCCCUACACCGUUCCUAAAGCCGCUUCAGACUAUGGUCCAUCACUCGUUGAGUUGCCAGGAACUAUCACAGAUCCGAAUGCAUGGCAGGCUGAUUUUGUCGAGGGUCAGAUGAUUGAUUAUCGACAUUUUGACGCAAAUGUUGGCUUGGAGCCACUGUACGAGUUCGGUUUCGGACUUUCUUACACCAAUUUCGACAUGGGACAGACUCUCAAUGUCGAGCUAAUUGGAGGCCCAUUGAAGCCAGUCGCUGACCAUUCCAAAGGUAUCGCACCGGGUGGGCUGAUAGACUUAUGGUCUACCGUGGCUGUAGUAACGGUGAACGUGACGAACUCAGGCCACCGGGCGGGCUUUGCUGUGCCGCAACUCUACAUGUCUCUUCCCCAGGAUACUACUCCUGCAGGCACGCCACCGAAGGUCUUACGGGGGUUUGAAAAAGUACUUCUUGAGGCGAGUGAGAUGCGGGAGCUUUAG